AGAAGGAUCUAUAAAUAUUUCUCCAAUCUAACCAAUACACCCAGGCAGGCCCAUAUCUCUGACAAUCAAUCAAAGCAAUCUCCGGCGGCGCACAAUCCGCAACUAUAAAAGAUUAUAUAUGUAUACAAUAAACUACACCAUAAUAUCCUCCCGAUUGCCUCUCUUCAACCAUAUUCCAGGUGUACCCAAGUUCGGAUUAUCAAGAAUUCGUCAACAACUUGUAGGCAAAUCAACAAGAAAAAUGGCCUGGAGUUCGAAUAAAUGCGAACAGGGUAUUGAAAGUGUUUCUGGGAUUGUUCGACCAGCAACAGAGGUUUAUGCGGAUGAAGCAGUUGAAGCUCUGAGAGCUGGGAAGGUUAUAGCUGUUCCUACUGAUACUCUUUAUGGUUUCGCAUGUGAUGCUUGCAAUAUUGAGGCGGUUAAUAGGAUAUAUGAGAUUAAAGGGAGGAAGCAUACUAGUCCUUUGGCGAUUUGUGUUGGUGAUGUGAAGGAUAUUGGACGGUUUGCGGUUACGGAUCAUUUGCCUAUUGGAUUGCUUGAGGGUCUUCUUCCUGGGCCGGUAACUGUGGUGCUGACACGAGGGGAAUCAAGUAUUCUUGAGAAGUCGUUAAACCCGGGAUUGGAUAGCAUAGGAGUUCGAGUACCUGAUUCCGACUUUAUCAGGAUGAUAGCCCGUGGCUCCGGGAGUGCACUGGCCCUGACUAGUGCGAAUCUUAGCGGUCAACCAAGUAGUGUUGACAUCAAAGAUUUCAAAAGUUUGUGGGAACACUGUACAUUUGUUUAUGAUGGCGGUAUCCUGCCAGCUGGACGGUCCGGAUCAACCGUUGUUGACCUCACUAUGCUGGGGAAAUACAAGAUACUUAGACCGGGGAGUGCGAAAGAAGAGACAGUCUCGAUAUUGGAGAGGCACUCUCUACAAGAAGCAGGAGCUAUUGUUUGACCUUCCAUUCUAUCCGAAUGCGAAAUCUUGACUUCCACGAAUGUUUGACUUUGAAUUUGCUCAAGGUAAUGUAAACUUUCCUGGGUCAUGUUUUUUAGUUCCCGAUUUAGGCUUACUUAACAUUAUUUACAGAUAGUUAAUUUGGAUAUGCUGUCAUGUGUGAUAAAUUAUGCUGAACGUUGACCCUUGUGACGUCAAAGACAUCAAGGGGAAACAAUACAUUUAGAUUGUAGAAUAUAAUAUUGUUGAAUUAGUAAAUUUCAUGUUCAUUUAAAGAAAUGAAUCCCCAUUUGAAUUA
Messenger RNA from Helianthus annuus (common sunflower), 1238 nucleotides. RefSeq names its product yrdC domain-containing protein, mitochondrial. Gene Ontology annotation, molecular function: tRNA binding; double-stranded RNA binding; nucleotidyltransferase activity. The coding region runs from base 119 to 940 and encodes 273 amino acids. The transcript is spliced from 5 exons. Gene Ontology annotation, cellular component: cytoplasm. Lineage: Eukaryota; Viridiplantae; Streptophyta; Magnoliopsida; Asterales; Asteraceae. Gene Ontology annotation, biological process: regulation of translational fidelity. The record is from RefSeq and is a predicted model, not a curated record.